This is a messenger RNA of Nezara viridula (southern green stink bug), 1178 nucleotides long. The record is from the annotation of a GenBank genome assembly. Lineage: Eukaryota; Metazoa; Arthropoda; Insecta; Hemiptera; Pentatomidae.
AAUAGUUGUCAUAAAUAAUUUACAAUUCAAUCUUUUUGAAGGCAGCUGCACUUUAAUUACAAUCGUUCUUGAACGACGAAUAAAUUCUUAGCCAAUAAAAAUAAAAUAGGGAACCUAUCUAGACGUUAGACAUGUAACCUACAACUUAGCCAUGCAAUACCUUAGACAAGUUUAUUUAUUAAUUAUUGAAGUUAUUUAUUAUAAUUGAAGUGCCAUGUAGGUUUUAUUGUCGAUUUUCACUUUGCUGUUUUUUUUACACAUUCAAGCUGCCAAUUUAGUUACAGCAGUCAACUGUUCUUUUCUUUUCCCUUUUUUUGGGUUUUCUUUUGCUAUAUUUUUACCCCUUUCUAAAUUGCUAUGGAAGAAUUACAAGACGAAGAAAGGGAGGUCAUUCUGUCAAUUUAUGACUGUGAUCCAGCAUUUAAACAGCUAUCUCCAAUCACUUAUCAAUAUAAGAUUGGCGAAGAAGGAGAUCCUAGAUCCUUCUUGCUUGAAAUAAUCUGGGGAAAAGAAUAUCCUAAUGAACCCCCUAAAGUCAACAUGAAUACUUUUUAUAACAAGCAUAUCAAUGAAUCAACAAAGAAAAAAGUUUGUGAAUUUGUGUUAAAUGAAGCACUCAACUUAGUUGGAAAUGCAAUGACUUAUUCCCUGUUCGAAAGUGUUAAGGAAAAAUUCCUGGAAUUAAUUGUUGUUGAUGAGACUGAUUGUAAAUUGAGCCCUGAUAGUACUGAAGAUAAUGAUAUUAAUGAAGAAGAUGAUGAUAACGAUGAGGAUGAUGAUGAUGAUAGUAAGGAACUAGAAGCAGGGACAAGUCGGAAAAAAGAUAAGAAGUGUCACAUGACAAAGGCACAGAAAAGAAAACAAUGGAACAGAGUCGACUGUCAUGGAGAGAGGCCGAGAGGGUGGAAUUGGAUUGAUGUAAUUCAUCAUUUAUCUCAAACUGGUCCUAAAAUGCCUGAGAAUCAAGCCUCUUCCUAAUAAAUAGUUUUAAUUGUAUUAUAUUGAUGUGGACUUAUAUAUUAAAACGUUUUUUUAUACCUAUAUUUUUGAGUUUAUCAACUAUUGAAUUGUUACCAGGCUAUGCAAUAGUAAAUAAAUGUGAAAGAUAUUAUUUAAUUAUACUUGCUGUAAUUUGUGUCCAUUUAAUACCUUUAAUUUCUUAUUUUUUAUGGCUGUGC